This is a messenger RNA of Cutaneotrichosporon cavernicola, 1398 nucleotides long. RefSeq lists its product as uncharacterized. The transcript has 6 exons. The record is from RefSeq and is a predicted model, not a curated record. The coding region runs from base 1 to 1398 and encodes 465 amino acids. Gene Ontology annotation, biological process: transmembrane transport. Gene Ontology annotation, molecular function: transmembrane transporter activity. Gene Ontology annotation, cellular component: membrane. Lineage: Eukaryota; Fungi; Basidiomycota; Tremellomycetes; Trichosporonales; Trichosporonaceae.
AUGAGCACGUCCGACAUCGCGCUCGAGCGCAUCCCGCCCCACUCCGAAAGCUCUUACUCUCCCGAGUCGCCGUACGCCUCCGCCCCGGGUCCCUCCAUAGCUCAAACACCCGACAGCGGCUCGACCAAGCAAGCGCGCGAUGAGAUCGAGCCGCCAGCCUCCCCCGUCUUGACCGACCGGGAGGUAGUGCCGCUCGCAAAGGCCGACUACGGUCGCGAGGCGUGGCUCUUCCUCAUUGCCGGCACGGUGAUCGAGACGACCGUGUGGGGCCUCCUAAACGCCGUAGGAGUGCUCGAACACUACUGGGCCGAGGAGCAGUUCCCAGGCCAUCACGACACCGUCACCGUCGCAAUCGCGCUGAUGAACGGUCUGUCGUUCCUCGGCGUAGGGUUUGUCGGCCCUCUCCUCACGACCUUUCCGCAAUGGAGCAAGGGCGCGCAAAUCGUCGGCCUCGUCAUCUCCACUGCCGGGCUGAUUGGCGCAGCCUUCGCCACUAGCCCAACACAGCUCAUCGGGACUGUAGGCGUGUUAUACCCCUUCUCAGCAGCUCUAUACCUCCCCUGCGCGACGCUAGUGUAUGAGUGGUUCUACGAACGGCGCGGUCUGGCCACUGGUAUCAUGUUCGCCGGUACGGGCGUGGGCGGUACUGUCUUCCCGUUCCUCCUCGACGGUCUCCUCAAACGCUUCGGUCACAAGGCGACGAUGAUAUCCUUCGGUGUUGGCUAUGCGAUCCUCAACUCGAUAUCGCUGAUCUUCAUCCGCCGCCGAGUGCCGCUCGGUGGUGCGGUCGUGCGUCGCCGUCCAAAGGUCGAAUGGCGGCACUUUGCGACGUGGACGUUCGCGUGCGGAUUCCUCGUCAUCCUCCUGAGCAGCAUGGGCAACUUUACACCCACCCUCUGGAUUCCCACGUUUGCGGACAAGGUCGGUGCCCAUAAGCCUGGUGGUGUCGCCCUCGUCGCCAUCAUGAACGUUCCUGGCAACCUCGUCAUGGGCUGGGUCUCAGACCGCGUGCCCACCAAAGUGAUGAUCAUGAUCAUUUGCUUUGGCGGCGCCAUUGGCGUACUCCUCCCAUGGGGAUUGGGGACGACUUCGGGCCCACUGGUCGUCUUUGCUCUCAUCUGGGGCCUGACGGCUCUUAGCAUGCCCAGCAUCUGGAGCAGGAUCAUCACUCCGAUCUGCCAGAAUGAUGCGACCCUCCCAGCCCUCGUGUUCAGCAUCUUCGCCAGUCUUCGAGGUGUCGGCAACGUCACCGCCGGGCCGAUCAGUAACAAGCUCCUCAAGGUGGACGCGUUUCGCGGCGCGGCCGGGGCAUACGGAACGAACUUUGGCGCAGUACUGGUGUACACAGCCGUCACGACGUUCGCGGGCGGCGUCUUCGGGGCGCUGUUCCCCGCUUAA